AUGAAUGUCCAGCUUAAGGACAUUACCGUUACCGCCCGCGACGGUCGUGUCUCCCAUCUCGAUCAGGUCUACAUUCGGGGAAGCCAUGUACGAUUCUUCAUCGUACCGGACAUGCUGCGGAAUGCUCCCAUGUUCCGCUCACGAGGCCAGCGCGGACGCGGUGUUGGGUUGGCACGUGGCAAGGCCACUGUGCAGCGCGCUCGCGGCCAGCGCGGUAGACCUUGA
Molecule: messenger RNA, 225 nt
Organism: Penicillium macrosclerotiorum
Lineage: Eukaryota; Fungi; Ascomycota; Eurotiomycetes; Eurotiales; Aspergillaceae
Product: putative small nuclear ribonucleoprotein SmD3
Exons: 2
Coding region: 1-225 (74 amino acids)
Biological process (GO): RNA processing; spliceosomal snRNP assembly
Cellular component (GO): precatalytic spliceosome; U12-type spliceosomal complex; pICln-Sm protein complex
Molecular function (GO): RNA binding
Source: RefSeq, a predicted model, not a curated record